CCAGAAACGAGAUUCACAGACCACGACGACGCUGGGGACGAAGUCGACGACGAGAAACGAAAACAUUAUUUUUCUGUACAAACAAAACGCGGGAUUUUUAUUCCGUAGCAAGUGAUUGUAGGCUUUCAGUUUCAAUAAAACUUUCGAUGGUGAACUACAAUAAUUGCAAGCGUCAGUUUGUAAUCAUUAUUAGAAAAACAAGCAAAAUAAAAAAACACGAAGAAAAUUUCUACAAAACAAAUAAUACAAAUUUUAAAUUUAACACAAAAAAAAACUAAAUAAACGCAAGACAUUCUUUUUUUGUGCAUAAAACAUUUUCUUUGGAAAUUAUAUAUUUUUUUUUAUUUCUUUCAACACAACUUAUGCAAAAGUAUCGAAUAACUUAAAACAGAGUGCUAAAUAAGAAAGAGUAAAAUAAAAAAAAAUUAAAGGAGUCAAUGAACGUUGCUGUUACGUUACGUGUGUCCUAAAUUCAGUUUUAAAAAAGAGUGUCUUAAAAAUAAUAUUAAGAUAUAAAUAAACCUUAAACAUUUCUUAACCUCAGUGACAAUAACAACUUGAUAUUAAUAAAAAAAAAAAAAUUAUGGAUGUUUGCGGAGUAUAUGUUGGAGAUGGCAGCUUGGCCUUUGGUAGCAUGCGGAAUUCCUAUUACCGAGACUAUGAGCAAUUCCCAUAUGGAACUCUUGAAAACCAGCCUAGUCUGAUAUUGAAAGACUCCUACAGCAAAGUAAAAGAGAAAUGCCAACAAACAAAGGUUGUUAAGUCUUCAAAGAAGGAAUGUCCAUUUUGUAAAGACCAUAAAAAACGUCCCUUAACAAAAUAUCUGCGAACCCGUGUUAUGCGUAAACACAAUGAGAGUAUUUGUGAGGAAGAAGAAGAAGAAGUAGAAGAGGAGGAACAACAAGAAGAACACAAUCACGGCGAUCAACACAGGAAAUGAAAACAUGCGGGAUAUGAAUACAUUUUUACCUUUGUCUUGUUUUAAGAAGUUAAGCAGCUUAACGGAAACAGAAACAAUACUUUUCCUUCUUGAGUGGAUUUUAUAUUGUUUAUUUUUUUAAAGUUUUUUUUUUUCAUAAUUCAAGUAAAAUCAUAUUUAUAUUUAAGACUGAAACGACUAAUAUAACAUUUUGGCAAAUCUAUCGCGACAAAAAAUAACAAGAGAACAUCAAUUUCACUUUGAUUUUUUUUAUUUUAAUUAAUUUUUGUUAUAUUUAAUUUGUCUAUAUUAGACACAAAUAUAUGUAUUUAUUUAAAAAAAUAAAAAAUAAAUAUAUAUAAAAUAAAAUAUGUUAUUAAUAUAUUUAUAUAUAUAACUUGUAUAAUAUAUACAUACAUUUGCAUGUGUAUUAUAUUUACAAUAUAAUAAUUAAUAAGCCUUAUGCAUUUAUUAAAAACAAAAUACAGAAAAAAAAUAAAAUGUAACUAGAAAUGUUAAAUUUAGAUUUGUAUAUUUGAAGUUUUAAAAUAUUAUUAUAAUGUAAUCUUAUAUACAAGCUGAUAUUAUAAUGUUUACAAAAAAGAAACAAAAAAAAUAAUUAUGUAUGUGUUUGUUAUAUACGAGAUAAUUUGAAUUUCGUAUAGUUUAUAUAUGUAAAUUUUAUACAGAAUGUUGAACAAUUCUGUUAAAUACUGUUUUAACAUAAGAAAAUACGAACUAAUAAUAAUCAUUUAAAAAUAA
Episyrphus balteatus (marmalade hoverfly) is the source of this 1681-nucleotide messenger RNA. RefSeq lists its product as uncharacterized. The transcript has 2 exons. The record is from RefSeq and is a predicted model, not a curated record. The coding region runs from base 584 to 940 and encodes 118 amino acids. NCBI's taxonomy places the organism in Eukaryota, Metazoa, Arthropoda, Insecta, Diptera, Syrphidae.